Molecule: messenger RNA, 2563 nt
Organism: Leptonychotes weddellii (Weddell seal)
Lineage: Eukaryota; Metazoa; Chordata; Mammalia; Carnivora; Phocidae
Source: RefSeq, a predicted model, not a curated record
CUCUUCAUCCCUUUCCUGCUGGCACAGAUUCCCAAAACCUCCUGUCCUUUAUAGCACUGUACACGGUUAUGAUUUCACAAGUAUUUGUAAGUUCUCUUUCUAUAACCCUCUCUUCUGCUGUACCUCCUCCUCCUCAUAGUGCCAUCCAGUGCUUGGCAUAUCAUACGGGCUCAGUAUAUGUCUGUUGAAUGAAUUAAUGAAGACAAAGGAGGCAGCUUAGGAGGGCAGAUCAAGAUCUUGUUUUGUGCAUGUUUAGUAUAAGAUGUCCUUAAGAUACCUGGGUGGGGAUGUGUAUCGAGCAGUUGGUGUAAAAUGCCUUUGGAGAUCACCAGCAUAUUACCAAUAUUUUAAGCCAUGAGAGUGAAUAAAUUUGCAAGGGCGAAUGUGUGGAAUUAGAAAGGGAAGAGGGCCCACGACUAAAGAGGAAACUCAACAUGUGAGUAGAGGAGGUGAAACCAGGAAGGUCACUGAAGAGCAGGGCAGAGAGGUGGGAGAAAAACCAGGAAAGUGUGGGAUCACGGAGGUCAAGGAAGACGGGAGGCUCAACCACGUCACCAUACUGUUAGUGAAACAAGAUUGUGGACAGGCUUUAGCAGAGGAAGAAUGAUUGAGCACACCCUCUCAUUGUGCUACCACAACAAACUCAUCUUAGCCCCUAUGGUUCGGGUAGGCACUCUCCCCAUGCGGCUGCUGGCCCUGGACUAUGGAGCGGACAUUGUAUACUGUGAGGAGCUGAUUGACCUCAAGAUGCUUCAGUGCAAGAGAGUUGUCAAUGAGGUGCUCAGCACAGUGGACUUUGUCGCCCCUGAUGACCGAGUAGUCUUCCGCACGUGCGAAAGAGAACAGAACAGGGUUGUCUUCCAGAUGGGGACUUCAGAUGCGGAGCGAGCUCUUGCUGUGGCCAGACUCGUGGAAAAUGAUGUGGCUGGUAUUGAUGUAAACAUGGGCUGUCCAAAAGAGUAUUCCACCAAGGGAGGAAUGGGAGCUGCUCUGCUAUCAGACCCUGACAAGAUUGAGAAGAUCCUCAGCACUCUUGUUAAAGGGACACGCAGACCUGUGACCUGCAAGAUUCGCAUCCUGCCGUCGCUGGAAGAUACCUUGAGCCUUGUGAAGCGGAUAGAGAGGACCGGCAUCGCUGCCGUCACAGUUCAUGGGAGGCCUGCAAGAGAUGGACUUGCCUUCCCAGCAGGGGCUUAUGCUGCUCCUGCCCCUUACAACAGAGGUCAUGGAGAGACAUCCUCUGUGGCCCAGAACCCUGUCCUUCGUGGCCGUGUGACCUUCCUGAGGAAGCGGGAGGAACGACCUCAGCACCCUGUGAGCUGUGAAGCCAUCAAAGCCGUUGCUGAAACCCUCUCCAUUCCUGUCAUAGCCAAUGGAGGAUCUCACGACCACAUCCAAAAAUAUUUGGACAUAGAGGACUUUCGACAAGCCACAGCAGCCUCUUCGGUGAUGGUGGCCCGAGCUGCCAUGUGGAACCCAUCCAUCUUUCUCAAGGAGGGUCUGCGACCCCUGGAGGAGGUCAUGCAGAAGUACAUCCGAUAUGCCGUCCAGUAUGAGAACCACUACACCAACACCAAGUACUGCUUGUGCCAGAUGCUACGAGAACAGCUGGAGUCGCCCCAGGGAAGGUUGCUCCAUGCAGCCCAGUCUUCCCAGGAAAUUUGUGAGGCCUUUGGUCUUGGUGCCUUCUACGAGGAGAUGACACGGGAGCUAAAUACCCGGCGGGCUGAGCUCUUGGCCCGGACCCCAGAGGCUGUGGGGGAGCCAGCUGAAGACCCCUCUGGUGUCAUUAAGAUGGCUGUCAAGUUUGACCGGAGAGCAUACUCACCCCAGAUCACCCCCAAGAUGUGCCUGCUGGAGUGGUGCCGGAAGGAGAAGUUGGCACAGCCUGUGUAUGACACGGUUCAGCGCCCCCUGGAUCGCCUCUUCUGCUCUGUUGUGACUGUUGCUGAGCAAAAGUACCAGUCCACCUUGUGGGACAAGUCUAAGAAAUUGGCGGAGCAGGCUGCGGCCAUCGUCUGUCUGCGGAGCCGGGGCCUCCCUGAGGGUCGGCUGGGCGAGGAGAGCCCCUCAUGGCACAAACGCAAGCGGGAGGCCACUGACCAAGACCCUGGGGGUCUGAGAAAUCAGGAGCAAGCAGUGCCUGGGGAGCUGUGCAAGAAGCUCUUUGUGGCCUUGGGAAGUGGUGAAGAGAGCCCUCUGGAAGGCUGGUGACCAUGUCCCUACCUUGGUCACCUGCUUCAGGAGCCUGGCUGUAAGAUGUCUGUGGGUGCAGAGCAUGAACCAGGUGCCACUGGACAGUUCUCUGACUGUUCCUGGCAGGAGUUAAGAGGUCUUGACCUGGGCCAUCAGCCUGGAGCACAGGCUAAAGGGUGCCUAGGGCGCACAUCUCUUUUGGUGGGUCUGAGUAGCAAGGCCAAAUUCCCAGUGACCUCAGUAUUUUCUUUGAAAACAGGAGCUUCUCAGGUGGCACCUCCUCAACCUGACAUUGGUACAGUGCAAUAAAGAUCCCCCUACCCUUACCCACGGCUGGCUGCUUUAGCCUUGGGCAUCUUCACACACA